Molecule: messenger RNA, 201 nt
Organism: Dentiscutata heterogama
Lineage: Eukaryota; Fungi; Glomeromycota; Glomeromycetes; Diversisporales; Gigasporaceae
Source: the annotation of a GenBank genome assembly
AAGUCACAGCCUUCGGCAACAGUGCAUACAACUAUGCCAAAAAAGAUCAAUUACUCUCCCAUAUUGUUAAGUACUUGUCAAAUGGAAUUCCGACCAAAUUCUUGUGUUCAUCACACAAGUCAAAGAUUGAACAAUAAUCUAUUAAUAGGACAUAAUUCGGAUAUUUUCAUCGACUUAAAUACGAGUCCACAAUUUUAUUAG